Molecule: messenger RNA, 3715 nt
Organism: Actinia tenebrosa (Australian red waratah sea anemone)
Lineage: Eukaryota; Metazoa; Cnidaria; Anthozoa; Actiniaria; Actiniidae
Product: tigger transposable element-derived protein 4-like
Source: RefSeq, a predicted model, not a curated record
CUUGGGGCUUUGAGUUAAUGGRGGUCUGUUCAGUUUUUACCUCUUUGGGGUAAGAAAAAAACAAAAUGGAAACAGAGAUAGCUGCCGAUGCCGAAUCUAUUGGAAUCGAGACACUCGUCAAAGUCUCUGAAGAAGCUCUUGUUCAACCAACUGAAGGAGCAAGUCCAGGGAGUUCGAAUUCUAUCAAACGUAAACGAAGAGAGUUGAGUCUUGGAGAAAAAGUCCAACUGAUUCAAGAGAGCAGCAACAGUGGCAAAAGUCAUCGCUAUUUAGCUGGUGUAUUUAAUAUCGGCAAAACAACCGUCCAUGAUAUCUUAAAGAACAAAGAUCGGAUCCUCAAUGCGUUUAAAAAUGGCGACGAAAGUCGCGCUCGUAAGAGGAUUCGGCUUCGAUAUGGGAACGACGACAUCAACAAACUCACGUGGCAUUGGUACGAACACAAAAGAUCACAGAACCUCCAAGUCACUGGGCCAAAUUUACAAGCAAAAGCCAGGGAAUUUGCCGAAGAGUUCGACGCCAAAGACUUUCGUGCAUCGAAUGGAUGGCUUGAAAGCUUUAAAAAGCGAUAUGAUAUCCACUUUGGAGUGCGGGAAACUUUUGGAUUGAAUGAUGACAAAUCGUGGCCGGAAACAAUACAACAGCUAACAGAUGGCUACCGACCGAAUGAUGUUUAUACUAUACAAGAAAUCGGGCUGUUAUUCCGAACCCCUCCGGAUAAAACCCUCGAUCUAAGGGACACCAUUGAAAGUUCAAGUGAGAGAUGUACUAUUUUGCUCUGUUGCAAUAUGAACGGGGAAUUUGAAACUCCUGUUGUUGUUGGGAAGUGUGCGAAAAGUGCAAGCUUAGAUAAUGGUCCAGUAACGUGGAGAUCAAACAGAAGGGCUUGGAUGACAAGUAUUAUAUUUGAAAAAUGGCUGCAUGAUUUCGAUAACAAGCUUAGAAACGAAGAUAGACAUGUAAUUCUCUUUGCAGGGAUUUCUACAGCACACCCUCCCCAUCCUCAGCUAUUUAAUAUAAAACUAGUAUUUUUCCCAAUCAAACCACAGCCCAACCUUCCAGACGUCCAUCCUCUUAAGCUUGGGAUAACGGAUUCAUUUAGGUACAAUUACAGAAAAAAUGUAUUGUUGAGUAUGAUGAACAAGGAAUGCAAUCAGGUGCAACAUGCGAGAGAGUUAUUCCAGCACAUUGACGAGGUACAAGCUUGCAAGUGGAUUGCUUCUGCUGUGCAUGAAAUACCCUCCAACAAAGUGAAAAAGGCCUUUGAAGCUGCUGGAUUCCACAGCUCACCAGCAUCAGAUUCACUUUCAUCUUAUUCCAUGGCAUUUACUGCUUUAAAUGGUGAUGAACCUGGUCAGAACRCUAGUGGUGACCUAUAUACUGUAUACCUGCAUGACAGCUUGCCAAAUAAUGUGGCGGAUGUCAGUAACGCUGUAGAUGAAACAGAAAUUCAACUCCUUUUGAGUACAUUUCUUGCUAAAUUCCAGAUCGAACACCCUAUGACAUCCAAAGCGUAUGUGAGCUUUGACGCAAGUCUCCAAACAUCAGAUGAUUUGUCAGAAGGGUGGGAAGAGAGGUUGGUUGAGGACUUCAGUGAUAAUCAUGAUACACUACCUGUAAUUGAAGAGAGCAGCAAGAGUCCAGUACAAACACAAACAGUUACUGUUGAGGAACCUACUCCAUGUAAGAAAUCGAGUCCAAGAAAACUUGUGAAUACUUACCUYGAAGCUGCGCAGUUGAAUAGACAUUUAAUUUCUUUCGCAAAAGACAAGCAGGAUAACGAGCUCCUUGAUCUGCUACAAAAUGUUGAGACCAGCAUAUUCUCCAAAAGACUUGUUGGUAACUAUCAAGAUGCAAUUCUGAUUAACAGGCAUCUCAUUUCCUUUGCACAAGAAGAAAAAAAUAAAGAACUUCUUAACCAACUGYGCUGUGUGGAGAAAAAACUAAAACUUGGGGAAACACAGAAGAAAGAGUCAAACUCUAACACAUCUCUCAGCAGUUGAAAGAAUAAUCUUUAGGUAGAUAUUAUUGAUAGUGCUUUUCUGUCUAGAAUACAUCUACAUAAAGGUAAAUAAUACACUUUUAGGAAUGGACCAUUGGGAGGGAAGGGUUGUGUAAGUCCCCCAAAAAAUAUCAAGCAAACAUUUCUCCUACAAAAAAAUAUCUUGCAACCUCUCCUUUCAGAAAAGACAUAUCUAGUCAACAAAACAAAUUAUGUGCAUGCCGAGGUUGUUACCAAAAUAUAAAUAUAGUGCAACAUUAUUUCCCACAUYCCCCCUCUCCUGAAUAACCUAAUUGUCCAUCCCUUAGGGACGGACCGUUAGAUUUUUGAGGGGGGGUUUAUUUUGUGCAGGAAUUUUUUUUUACUCCUCAUGGCUUUUCAGGAAUUUUUUUUGGACAUAAAUUGGAAUUUUUUUCUGGCAUUUUUCUUAUGCAUGAUUUUUUUUUCACUCUUUAAAGCUGUGCUUGAAUGUGCUUGACCAACACUACCCAAGACCUCGGGGUAUUUGCAAAACAUCUUUCAAUCAAAUUCCCAAUGGAAUUAUCUUUCACUUGAUAGAAGUCAAAAACCAUAACAUCUUGGGCUGUGUUGGUGGAAUAUAUGAAUAUGGUGUAAUCCAUGAGUAGAAGUAGAGCACAUCCUUUCUUCRUUGUUGUUGUUCCUUUGUUCACACUAACAAAAACAGUGGGGGAAAACAUUACAGUUAGUGAAUGCUAAACUUUGUUUAAAGGGGGACUAGCACGAAAAUUUUCAGUUUCAGCUGAAUUAAAAUUCRGACAAUCUACGUGCUAGUCCCCCUUUAACAGGUGAAAUAAAUCACUCUGUAAAAAAACAACUGUUAUUACAAUUWUAUUGUCAUAUAGUAUUUUAGAAAAAUAAUUUGAACAGUGUAAGCUUUAAGAUGGCAUUCUUGCUCUAAAGAAAAAAGGCUCUAUAUUGUAGUUUUAAACAUUAAUGAUAAUUGUUUUAUAGACUGAUGAUAAUUAUUGGUAUUUUUUAUUUUUUAUACUGAUAAAACAUAACAAAAAAUGAGUAGGAUUUCAUUAUAUCAAAUACUUGUGUGAUGAUAAAAGUAUAUAUAUAUAUGAUUAUCAUAAAUAUUAAUAUUCAAAUAUAUAGAGGAUAUUACAUGGACGCACGGAGAUACGAGAUUUAUCUUUGAGUGUUGAAAAGAUCUCUCAUGAGUGAGUGCAGCGAACAAGUGAGAGAUUUUCAACACGAGAAGAUAAAUUUCGUAUCUCCAAGUGUCCAUGUAAUAUUCUGUUUGUUAUAUAAUUAUCCAUAAAAUCAACUUAAUAAGCUUUUUGUUAUUUUAAAAAGUUUUUAGUUAUUUUCACAUGUGAAAAUAUCAGUUUUUCGAAAARGRRSMAAURUAGGUAUUUUAUGGAUAAUUAUAUGAUAAAUAUGAAUAUCAUUAUGAUCUAAGAAGAAUAUUAACAGGCCAUGUGUGUUACAGUGUCAUUUAUACCAUACCCAGACUCUCCCAUGCAUGAUUUCAUUCAUCCCAACUGUCUUGCUAUUCCCAUUGGGGAAAAAAAUUAAUGAAGCAUUUUGGUAGUGGAAGGAAAGUGAUGCCAUUAUGAAAGAAAUGACCAAUAAAAUUGCACAACUUGUGACCUUCAAGUGAAUAAGCCUGAAGCGAGAUGAYGUUUUACCCCUGACUCUAUACCAUGAUAGUUUUUAAAAUUCUUUCAUAUUAAAAUUUUUGAUUCCUUA